Molecule: messenger RNA, 5400 nt
Organism: Alosa sapidissima (American shad)
Lineage: Eukaryota; Metazoa; Chordata; Actinopteri; Clupeiformes; Clupeidae
Gene: nek1
Product: NIMA-related kinase 1
Exons: 36
Coding region: 176-4483 (1435 amino acids)
Biological process (GO): protein phosphorylation
Molecular function (GO): protein kinase activity; ATP binding
Source: RefSeq, a predicted model, not a curated record
AUUCUCUGUCCAUUUGACCAAUGAAACGCGAGCAUGGUGGGAUUUCAUCCUAGAUAGGUAGUUUGAGAGUGCCGCCCAUGACUACAAGGCGAGACGUCCAACGAAAAGGUUUGGCGCAGCGUUGGAGUGCAGUCCAUCAGAUGCCCCAGUAUGAGGGAUCAGUCUUUCCGGGACCAUGGAGAAAUAUGAGAAGGUGAAGAAAAUCGGAGAGGGCUCUUUCGGGAAGGCGUACCUUGUCAAGUCCAGGGAAGAUGCCCGGCAGUACGUCAUCAAGGAGAUUGGCAUCUCCCAGAUGUCAAAUAAAGAACGGCAGGAGUCACGAAAGGAGGUGGCAGUCCUGGCCAACAUGAGUCACCCAAACAUCGUCCAGUAUAAGGAGUCCUUUGAAGAGAGCGGUUGCUUGUACAUAGUGAUGGACUACUGUGAGGGAGGAGACCUGUUUAAGAAGAUUAACUCUCAGAAAGGGGUUCUCUUUCCGGAGGAGCAGAUACUGGACUGGUUUGUGCAGAUCUGCCUGGCUCUGAAACAUGUGCAUGACCGCAAGAUCCUCCACCGGGACAUCAAGUCACAGAACAUCUUUUUGACCAAAGAUGGAACAGUACAGUUGGGGGAUUUUGGGAUCGCCAGGGUUCUGAACAGCACUGUGGAGUUGGCCAGGACGUGCAUAGGAACUCCUUACUAUCUUUCACCUGAAAUUUGUGAGAACAAACCGUAUAACAACAAGAGUGACAUUUGGGCCUUAGGGUGUGUCCUGUAUGAAAUGUGCACGCUUAAGCAUGCAUUUGAGGCAGGAAACAUGAAGAACUUGGUUCUGAAGAUCAUCCGGGGCUCCUACCCCCCGGUCUCGUUGCACUACACCCAGGACCUGCGCUGCCUGCUGGGCUUGUUGUUCAGACGCAAUCCCCGGGAGAGACCCUCGGUCUGCAGCGUUUUGGACAAGCCAUUCCUCUCUCGUAGGAUACAGAGGUUUCUCACACCACAGCUCAUUGCUCAGGAAUUCAGCCAUAGUGUUCUCCAGAAACAACCCAAAGCGUGUGUAGCUCAUGGCCCACCAGCAAAGCGCCCAGCCUCUGGUCCAGCUGCCGUCUCUCCUGCUCAGAAGAUCACUAAACCAGCUGCCAAAUACGGAGUGCCUUUGACCGCCAGGAGGCCCUCGGACGGCAUCCGCAAGGCUGUUGAUGCUGGCAGGAAGGCUGCUGAGCGGAAACCUGUGGCCAGACCGAAACAGGCCCCUCCCCCAGCAGUCCCUCAGAGGAGAGUGAGUCGCAUUGAGGAGGAGAAAAGGAAGUCUGAGGAGGCAGCGAGGAAGAGAAGACUUGAUCUAAUGGAGAGAGAGAAGAAGCAGAGAGAACAGAUAUUUCUACUGAAAGCUGCCCAAAUGAGAAGAUUUGAAAAAGACAAACUCAGUCGUAUCAAUCGAGCACGAGAGCAGGGUUGGAAGCAUGUCCUGAGUUCCAGCGGUGGCAGCAGUCCUGAGAGAAAGUUUUACGGCGGUGGGGGCAUGAUGGCCGGCGCUCCUGCCCACGCCCCAAGUCACGCUCCUGCUCAGCCUGCAAACAGAUAUGACCACUUUCUGUCUGCUCUGGACCAGCUCGCCAAGCCUCAAGAGGAGGCCAAGGCUGCAGGAGACGUACCUGGCAGGGGGCCGUUGGGUGCUGCCACCCCAGUGGUUCCAAACGGCCAUGUUGGCCCCUCUGGUCCACCCGAGAGAGAUGCCGUGAAGAUGGAGCUGAGGAGACUGGAACAGGUCUCAAGAAAUGCCCAUGCUAACAGGCUGCGAGGUCAUGUGGGGGCAGAGCGGGCGUUCCAGGUGGAGGAGUUCCUGCAGCGGAAGCGGGAGGCCAUGCUGAAUAAAGUGCGGGCUGAAGGACAGCUGGGAACGCGGCACAACCUGCCGGCCAUCUAUGGGAGCCGGCCCGGCACCAUGCGGUGCAGGAGACCCAGGGUCAACAAGGAGGAGGAGGAGUACCUGUCGCGGCUGAGGCAGAUCAGGCUGCAGAACUUCAACGAGCGGCAGCAGAUUAAAGCCCGUUUGAGAGGAGAGAAGUAUGAUAGUGAUGGCUCUGACAGUCAUGAGUCCAGUGAGGAGGCAGAGCUAAGAAAAAAGAAGAUCGAGGCGCUAAAGGCCCAGGCGAACGCACGGGCAGCAGUGUUGAAGGAACAGCUGGAGAAAAAGAGGAGGGAAGCGUACGAGAGGGAGAAGAAAGCCUGGGAGGACCAUCUUGCUGUUCGAGGGGUGAAGAUGGGUGGCGGAGCCCCUUCUCCUGUAGCUCCGUCUCCUCUCCCUGACGCCCCUCCCCAACCGGCACCCACCCUCCCUGCCUCCCCCUCCCCCAAACCCUCCGCCCCGGCCAUCUCCAUGACGGCUGCGCUGAAGGAUGUCGGAGCGUUGGCAUCUGGCCAGAGCACUCCAGUGAAAGAAGAGUCCCCCAAGACGGAGGCACCUGUCCAGAGUGAGAAGAGGGAGAUCCUGCGGCGACUGAACGAGAGCUUGAAGGCGCUGUGCCAGCCGUCGGGAAAGAGCGAGGUAGCUGCGGCGCCAGCGAUGGUGACGAUGGAGGGGCCUGGUCCCCCCGCCAUGCCGCAGCAGAACCAGCCAGUGGUGGCGGUGGUGGAGGAGGAGGAGAGGCCGGUCUCCGGGGGCGACCGCAAGAAGUGGGAGGCGGGAGCACCACCUGUCCUUCCUGUGGCACAGCAGACGUUAGAAGAGACUUGCCUGACCUCACCUGCGUCCCAGUGUGCCUCCCUUUCCCCUGAUGAGAGACUGCCCUCUGCUGGUGACAGGCGGAAGUGGGAGAUGGCGGCUCCUCCCCUUAUCCCCGUGGCCCAACAGACUUUGGAGGAGACGAGCAUCACACCAGAACAAACGGCAGGCGAGGUGAUCCGUCUGGAGACAUGGCAGGGGGUGGUAGGCCCGAAGAAAGCCUGGGGGCAAAGUCCAGACGCUCCAGUCCUGAAAGUGCUGAAAGAGCCAGACCUUCAGCCCCUCUCCCAGCUGUUGGGCAGCGCCAGCAUCUGCGAGAAGCCAGUCACUGACAGCCUUAGACCAACAGUCGGGCCUUCCGCUGCCCAGGAAGUGACCAAACCAGCACCACACAUACCGCCGAGCACAUCUGCCACUGGUCCAAAAACUGAGGUGCCAUUCCCAUUGGAGGUCAAAGGUGAAAAGGAAGCACCACUUUCAGCGGAGGAGACUUUAGUACCCUUACCCCAGUCCACAGACAUUGUAGGGGAUGAUCAACUGGAGUCACUGGUCCUGGAGGAGAAGCCCAUGCGGGCCAUAAAUCCCCAGGCCGAGGUGCUCCAAGCCUGGGGCCCAGAUUCUUCGCCGGCUGGGCCACCAGGGGGCAAAAUGGCUCCACACACAGAGAGGAGGGAACAGAAAGAGUGUGAGGAGAAGCCAACAGAGCCUGCAGGCGUGCCUCCGUGCGAGGAGCCUCUCUUCCUGAGGCUGUGCAGCCCCGCUCACCGGCGCACCGUGGCCCUGGCCAUGAUGUCGGCACAGUCGUCCAUGGAGGAGUCGUCGUCCUCGCUGGCGUCCCGCUCGCGCUCCGUCUCCCCCAUGCGCUCCAAGCACCACGACUCGCUUCUUAUUGGCCUCUCCACCGGCCUCUUCGAUGCCAACAACCCCAAGAUGCUGCGGACAUGCUCGCUGCCGGACCUCAGCAAGCUCUUCAAGAGCGCGGACCCGGACGUCACCGAAGGCAACGGCCCCGUUGCCCCUGACAACAACUUGGAGAUCGAGGACCUGGAGGAAAAUGGCAAAGGGGAUGAGCCGUCUGAACCUGAGGAUGCCUAUGAGGAUGAGGAGGAUGACUUGCGGGAGCUGCGUGCCUCCAUGGAGAGACUUCUGCAGGACGCCAACAGCGAGGAAGAGGAGGAUGAGGGGGGGGAUGAAGAGGAUGAGGUGGAGGACAUGUCGAACGGUAGUCCGGGUGAGGACGAAGACUGCUAUAACGGGGUGGAAGAGCGAGGGGUUGCAGAGAAGCCUGGCCUGCAACGAAGCCCUGAGGAAGAUGAUGGUGUGGACGGAGGUUUCAAUGGGGUGGCAGGCGAGGAAGAGGAGGAAGGCGCCUCCAGCAGCAGCAGCAGCAGCAGCAGCCCUGAUGAAGAGCCUGCCGGGCCACUCGCCAACGGAGUCGGGGAGGGGGAGGAAGAGCAUCACAGCAGCGAGGACCAGCUGAAUGAAGAGUGGCAGUCGGAUGACAGUGGGGAGGAUGAGGUGGAUGACAUGGAGCCUCAGGACAGCAUCUUCAGCCGUCUGGAGGAGUUGCGCUUCCAACUGGAGCAGGAGAUGGGCUUUGAGAGCUUCAUCGAGGCCUACAACAAGAUCAAGGCUAUUCACGAAGAUGAGGAUGAAAACAUAGACAUGGGCCCCAGCAUGUUGCAAAGCAUCCUGGGAACAGAACACCAGCACCUCUAUCCCAAGAUCCUUCACCUGGUCAUGGCUGACGGAGCAUACCAAGAAGAUAAUGAUGAAUAGAAGCUAUUCAUCCACCCGGGCUGGCAGCUUCAGACAAUCUGUUGGCAGACUGAUGUCUUCCCAGGAUGCACUUGAGGGGUUGUCUGCACAUUAUGGGAUGGGAUGGGAUGGGAUGGGGGACAUGUUGAGAGCAGUGUUGGGUGGGGGGGGGGGGAGGGGGGCUUGGUUAGACCUCUAAUAGAGGUGUAGGUCUCAGGCACGUAUGCAUGGAGAAUGCAGCGAUAGUUCACUUGAAGACUGAGUCUCUCCUUCCACACUUUAGUGAUCGGCGCACUGUUUUUGUAUGUAGUAUAACAUGUAUAUGGAUGAGAGGACAGUAAAGUAAUGUGGUGGUACUUAACCAAAGUCUAAUAAGUUCUUACGUGGGUAACUGUCGACAGCGCAGCAGUGUUCCUUCUUUUCUGAAGUCCCGGGGGCCUGCCAGGUCGAAUGUCAUAGGUCGAAGGUGAAUUUACACCUUGCAGAUUGGGGAGGGGGUGGGGGGCUUCUUCACAACACAGAUCUCACAUGCUUGACCUUUCUCUGGGGCCACAGGCUAGUCCUAUAUCAGGACACACCAGUGCCGUCUCCUUACCAACCAGCUCAACCUCGUUUUCUGUACUUCUUUAUGUCCCAGGUCAAUUUUUACAAAGCUUAGUCAAAUGCAGUUCUCGGAUUUCUUACAAGCGCCGCACUAAUAAACACUACCGAUUUGAAUGUUUACAUGGUGAAUGGCGGUUAGGUAGGAGUUACGGGUUGUUAUGGUAGCAAAGAAUUUGCAAUAUAAGGGAAUUCUGCUGUUAAUGGGUUGUGUCCGGAUGUAUGUUGAUUGUACAGAGAGUUGUAAGGAAUAUUAAAUCGGCUAUCACAGUAUGUUGCUCUUUGAUAAUAAAGCAGAACAUAUGUAUCUUUUUAAUAAUAAAUAAACGCUUACAUUU